Molecule: messenger RNA, 4425 nt
Organism: Diabrotica balteata
Lineage: Eukaryota; Metazoa; Arthropoda; Insecta; Coleoptera; Chrysomelidae
Source: the annotation of a GenBank genome assembly
AUGGAAGUAACAGCCGAACCGCCCCGUCUGACGUUAAAGGCUCUCACUAAAGAAGACAGAGGCAUGUUCCAAUGUAUCGUGAGCAAUAACUGGGACCAAGCUCAAGCCAUCGCCGAACUCGACAUGGGCGAUGCCGGUCCUGAACUGAUGUACUGGUUUUCGGAACAAACACUUCAACCGGGGCCGACGGUUUCUUUGAAGUGUGUCGCAACAGGAAAUCCUCCGCCACAGUUUACUUGGACUCUGGACGGAUUUCCCAUUCCCGACCAUCCCAGGUUUUUAGUAGGCCAAUAUGUAACUAUCCAGGACGACGUGAUCAGCCACGUCAACAUCACCAACAUUAAAGCCGAGGAUGGAGGAGAAUAUACAUGUACAGCUCACAAUACAGUUGGGAAAAUCUCUCAUAGCGCCCGGUGCCCCGUGGCAGGCUACCCCAUCGAAACAAUAACGUGGGAACGUGAGGGUCAAAUUCUUCCUAUCAAUCGACGUCAAAGGGUUUACGCCAACGGCACUCUUGUGAUUGAGCAGACCCAGAGGAGAGAGGACGCUGGCACGUACACUUGUCAAGCUCAAAACAGGCAAAGGAACACGGCGAGGAGGGACGUCGAGAUUCAGGUCAUAGUUCCACCGAAAAUCCUGCCGAUAAACCCUAUGACAGAUCUAUUAAGGGAAGGUAUGAGAGCCGCGAUCACCUGCCAAAUCAUGGAAGGCGACCUGCCCAUUACUUUCCGUUGGGAACGGAACGCGAAGGUUGUCUCCAACAACGCGGCCCUGGGGACCGUCAUUAGACGAAUUGACGAGUUCGCUUCUUCAUUAAUUAUCGAUCAGGUGACUUCCGCCCACAGCGGAAAUUAUACGUGCAUAGCGAGCAACGUCGCCGGUGCGGAGAAGUACGUCGUUCCGCUUACUGUUAAUGGAGAACAACCCGGAGAGUACAAAGAUUUUCUCUUUGAACCAAAUGUUCAACAAUACCAAAACGGUAGUUUAAUAUUCAUGCACAUAUCAAAGGAGAACGAAGGACAUUACUUGUGCGAAGGAAAGAACAACAUUGGUACUGGAGUUAGUAAAGUGAUACACUUACGAGUGAAUGCUCCAGCAUAUUUUACUCAAAAAUCCAAGCAACUUCAGGUGGUUAAAGGAGAACAAGCCCAUCUGCAAUGUUCUGCUCUUGGAGAUACGCCAAUGGAAAUAGGCUGGAAAGUCGGAGGUCAACAUAUAUCCAAAGAUGGAGAUCAAAGGUACACAAUACGAGAACAAGUGUUAGCAGAAGGAAUGGUAUCAGAAUUAGGUAUCGAAAGAACAAUUCGACAAGAUACAGGAAUAUUCAUUUGUUCUGCCAACAAUGCUUACGGAAACGACGAUAUGAAUAUCCAAUUAAUUGUCCAAGAAAUUCCAGAACCUCCCAGAAAUGUUCGAGUCAUGGAUCAGUUGUCGAGGUCAAUCGGCGUCUCAUGGACCCAACCAUACGCAGGAAAUAGCCCAAUUUUGAAUUAUAUUAUCCAAUAUAAGAUUGGAUCAGAAACGUGGCCUACACAGCCUCUCAAAGUAACAGUUCCAGGAUCUCAAACUACAACAACUCUUCCAAACCUCCAUCCAGCCACAGUCUACCAUUUGAGACUAUUAGCCGAAAACAGACUGGGAUUAAGCGAGCCCAGUCAAACUGUACAAGUCAAUACCCUGGAGGAGGUGCCUAGUGGAGCUCCGUUGGACAUACGAGCAGAGCCAAAGAGCUCCACUGAAAUAGUAGUUACGUGGGAGCCACCUGCAAGAGAAUCCUGGAAUGGAAAUUUGUUGGGAUAUCACGUCGGUUACCAGGAAUAUACCAACGACGAUUCAAAUAAUAUUGCUCAAAAUUAUAUUUUUAAAAGCGUCGAAGCGUAUAACAGUCGAGGAUCUGGACCGGCCAGUGAACCAGUCACUGCACGAACCUUAGAAGACUCACCCACUCUACCUCCAGAAAACGUUCAAUGUUCCGUUUUAAAUGCUCAAAGUUUACACAUAUCAUGGGAACCUCCGUUAGUUGAGGGUCAAAACGGCAUCAUCCAAGGGUACAAAGUAACUUACCAUUCUGUCGGAGAAUGGUUCGACAACGAAGAUCAACAAACAAAAAUUGUGAAUCAACUCAGAACAACGAUUUCGGGAUUAAGAAAAUAUACUAACUAUAGUAUGACAGUGUUAGCGUAUACUUCCAGUGGGGAUGGUGUGAGAUCUGUUCCAGUGUUUUGUCAAACUGAAGAAGACGUGCCUUCUGCUCCUGCUCAGAUAAAAGCAAUUCAAAGUGCUCCCAAUAAAAUACUCGUGUCGUGGCUACCGCCGAAAUACAGCAAUGGACCAUUGACUGGCUAUACAUUUUACAUGAGCAUUGUUGAGGACGGCCAGGAAGAGGGUACUCACAAAAGAGCACUCAAUCCAACGACAGAAAUGCAUGAAGUACUUCGAACUCAAGAUACUGCCACUCUACAGUUUUGGGUUACCGCUUCAACGAGAAUUGGCGACGGUGAAAGCACACGAGUCGUGACCGUAACCCCCUCCAAAACAGUACCUGCCCGAAUAGCCUCUUUUGGACGAGAAGUAAUAAGCGCUUGGAAGCAAGACAUUUAUUUGCACUGCCGUCGUGUAGGUAUUCCCCUUCCAAGCGUCAAUUGGAGACUGAACGACCUUCCUUUAGAAGUUGGAGGCCGCAGAUCUAUUUUUGCUAACGCAACUUUAGUGAUAAAAGACAUUCAGAAUGUAGAUCAAGCAAAUUAUUCUUGUAGUGUAGAAAAUCAAUAUGGACAUGAUGAAAUAGUGUACAGUUUAAAAGUGUUGGUUCCUCCGGAAGCGCCGGUGUUAACCGUUGUUGAGUCUUUUACAGAUAGUUUGCUGUUGAGGUGGAGUGAUCAGGGAAAUGGAGGAUCCCCAAUUUUAGGGUAUGUAAUAAAUUACAAGAGAAACCAUGGAGACUGGGAAGAGUUGCAGAUUUCUGCUAGAACUGAUGAACAUAUGUUAAGGAAUUUAUGGUGCGGUACUAAGUACCUUUUAUAUAUCACUGCUUUUAAUAGAAUCGGCACGGGCCUACCAUGCGAUAUUGUACCAGCUCAAACCAAAGGCACAGUACCAAUUCAACCCAAGCAGUCCCAAAUGCUUACGAUGAAUUCCACGAUGGUAACCGUUUGGCUGGAUUCGUGGGGAGAUGGUGGGUGUGGAAUUUUAUAUUUUAUAAUAGAGUACAGGUCCUCGAGAUACAGCUCCUGGACGACUUCGUCAAAUCACGUCAAACCUACAGAACGGAUAUACAGCAUUCUCGAUCUGCUACCAGCUACAGAAUACCAGCUUAAAAUCACAGCUCACAAUAAUGCUGGAGAUACAGAAGCUGUGUAUAAUUUCACUACAUUAACACCCUUAGGUGGUAAAUACCUUUUAGUUGUACCUGAGCUAACACCACCAGUAUCACAUUCUGGGGAUCAACCAUUCUACGCCAAUGCAAAAGUUUUGGUACCAAUAAUGCUUUCAGUGGCGGUACUAGUAGCUCUGAUUGCAACUUUAUUUUGGAGAAGAAAGUUAAGACGAGAUGAGCAAAACCGCUCCAUCGGCGAGUCUCCUUCGAUGGCGCAAAUCCAGAAUAAACAAAACAGAGACCAGCAGUACCUGGCGGUACGUGUCGGCCGAGGUCCACAAGCUUUAGCUGCCGAAGAUGCCUACAAAGCAGAAUCAGCAGAUUAUAUUGAAGACAUUUGUCCCUACGCGACUUUCCAACUCUCCAAGAAUACCUACAGUGAGAGUUCCUACAGUGGAAACGUUUAUAGUGGGCCGUACCACUCGGUACGCGGCUCUUUUGUUUAUCAUGACGUUAAACCACCACCUAUUGAUAAUUUUAAGUUAGGACAUAGUAAAGAACCUGAGUAUUCCAAAGUUAGAAGAAAAGGAGGAAGACUGAGAGACCCUCAUUCUGAAAGUCAAGAGUCUGAUAACCUGGGCAGCACUGACUCAGAGGUCAAGAAGAUAUUAACCCUACACCUGCCUAUUUCAGAAUAUGAUACACUUGGAUCAGAUUCUGAUGGGGCCGAUGGAAGGGCGACUAGUCAAGAAAUGAUGUCCUUUAGCCACAGAAUGAGGGGUGGAGCAGAAGGUUCGUCAUCUUCAUCAGAGACUUCACCGCCGUCUGGUAGCGUCGGCAGGAAACCUUAUACAUCUCGGAAGGGAAAAGUUAAAGCUACACCUCUCAAUAAACGUCACGUUAGAAGUAGUAGUGGAUAUUCUAGUCACAAUGAAGAAACAACUUUUAGUAUCUCACAUGCUCCAAGCUUCAACGAACGAAUACAUCCUCCUUCGAGGUUCUCGGAUUUGAACACGAGGAACCUCAGUGAACCCGAAUAUGAGAAGGGAACUAAACAGCUUCGAGGUAUGUCGAAGUUGAGUAGAGAGACAUUUCAAAUAAAUGUAUGA